UUUAUUUCAGAGCCUGACUUCCUCUGGCCUCUCCGGAGUUCCUCAUAUAGGCGCAGCAGUUAAUGAGGGAAAUACCCAAAGUUAAACCGAGCAUGGGAGAGAGGGGGGGGGGAGCUGGGAGGACCGGAGAGACUGGAACGUGAGAAAAGAAAAGAAAAAGCAUCAGGAGAAAGAACAGGAGAUGAGGAGAAGCGGCAGAGAGGUGGUUUGCUCCCUGGAGGACGCAGACUGUGCUGUGGCUGUGUGGGUCUCUGGCGUGAUGAUUUGGGACAGAAAACAGAAAUCACAUUGCCAGGGAUUACUACACUGCUAUGGUGUCCACUUCAGGAGCUGGAGGACGAGGAGGAGGAGGAGGACACGUUCUGUGGAGUUGAUGAUGGGUGUGUUCUGCCCCCUGCAGGCUACAGGGAGAAACUACAGAUAAACAACUGGAUGGAAGCUGGAUAUAGUUUGUCAAAGUUUGGAUUUAAACAUCUGUCGCAAUCUAAGUUUUUAUACUUAAUCAUUAUUAUUGUUGUUGUUAUUCUUCUUCUUCUUCUUCUUCUUCUUCUUCUUCUUCUUCUUCUUCUUCUUCUUCUUCUUCUUCUUAUUAUUAUUAUUAAAUUAAAGGCUAAGAAUGAUAAUUUAUUGAGCCAUAACAAAGCUGACAACAUGCAGUACCACAUCAUCACCGAUGGGGAGCAGACGUUUUCCUAAGAUUCCAAACAACAUUGCUUGUAAGUCCCACGAAGAAGAGGAACCCGGAACAACAACAACAACAUCCUGUCAGAAGUCGCUUUGCGUGAAGAAGAGAAACUUUUAAUAACAAUAACAUGUAAAAGUGAAGUGAGACUCGAACACAUGUUGCGUGUGGAGGCGCUGGAGCUGCAGCUGUGCGCGGUGAUGGAGACUCUGGUGCGGGCGGCGGUGACGGAGCUCCGCCGACUGAUGGAGGAGGAGGACCGGGCCGACGUGCGGACUGUGGCCGCCCAGCAGCGCUCUGCUCCGGCUGCAGUGAAGAGGGAGGAGGAGGUGGAGGUGGAGGAGGAAGAAGAAGAGGAAGAGGAGGAGGAAGAAGAGGAAGAAGAAGUGAGUCCAGAGAGGCAGAAGUUGGAUGGAGACACAACGACCCAGUUUGCAGCGCUGAUGGAAACAUGGACCAAAGGUGCCGUGGAGAAAAUCCUGACGAUACUGAAAGUGUCCAUGUGUGAAGCCGAGGAAGAACCGGAGCCGAACGACAAGAGCAAACAGUCAAGCAUGAAGCCGCCAGCGAAAUCUACAGCCAGAAGAAAGAAGAUGGAGGGAGGACGGGAACCAGCAAUAAGGAAGAAGAAUAAGAGAGUGAAUCACAAAGCCUCACAUGAAGAGAGAAUCUCUGGAUCUCAGUUUGAACCUGACGACUUAUUAACAGAGCUCAGUUCAGAGCCGGCCCCUGACUUGGCCCCGGAGCCGUCCUCCGAUGUCAGGGAGGAUUUCACCGACGCUUCUACAUCCCAGAUCACAAAGAAGAAGAAGACGACUGGAUCGGUCAAGUGUCCUUCAUGUGACAAGACGUUUGCUCUGAAGUGUUUGAUGGAAAGACACCACCGCACUCACUCCAAGCCUCACCUCUGCUCUCAGUGUGGCAAACGUUUCUCGGUACUCGCGGGGCUCGUCGCACAUUCACGCCGUCACACCGGAGAGAAGCUGCACAAAUGCUCAGACUGCGGGACAGAGUUUGCUUACAAGUCCACCUUUGUGAGACACAUGCGUCAGCACAGCCUGAAGUCAGUUGACACGCACGUGUGCACGCUGUGUGAGACCCACUUCAACGAUACGCUGGCGUUUCAGCGGCACCGGUGUUGUGCCCUGAAUAAGACGUUUGUUUGCUCGCUCUGUCCAGAGACUUUCCAGUGCAGACAAAGUUUGUCCGAUCAUGAGAACCUUCAUUCAGGAGUCAGAGAUUUUGUGUGUGAAGUGUGUGGCGAGAGUUUCCUCUCGUCCUCGUCGUUGGCGACUCACCGGGUGACUCACAUGGAGCAGGAGACCUGCUGCGACCAGCUCGGCCUCGGAUGCAGCGACCUGAGCAUCCUCAGACUCCACCUGAGCAAACACGCCGGAGAGAAGCUCUUCACCUGUGAGGUUUGCGGUAAAGGCCUCAGUCACCAGAGCGCCCUGAAGCACCACAUGCUGACGCACACGGGCGAGAGGCCGUACAUCUGCGAGAUGUGCGGCAAGCGCUGUAGCCACGCCAGCGCGCUGCAGAACCACAUGAGGCUCCACACAGGGAGGAAACCGGGGCAGCUGUCGGCCUGCAACGUGUGCGGGAAAGAGUUCAGCCGCAUGACGAGACUCAAAUAUCACAUGAGCGUCCACACGGGGGAGAAGCCUUACGUCUGCGAUCAGUGUGACAAGAAGUUCAGCAACCCCAGCAAUCUGAAGCUACACAUGAGGACCCACUCCGGAGAGAAGAGGUACGGCUGCAACAUCUGCGGCAGGAGGUUCACUCACGGCAACAGCCUGAAGGUGCACCGGCUGAUCCACACCGGAGAGCGGCCGUACCGCUGCGGCGUCUGCGGGAAGGAAUUCAGCAACCGCAGCGACUCCAGGAGACACGAGAGGGUUCACCUGUCAGAGGGAGCCGGAGACGGACGGUCUGAAAACACUGCUCCAUGAAAACCUGAAGCAUCUCACUAACCACUGAUAUGUAUUUUCUGUUUACACACAUGAAACUGUGAUUAACUCUUUUUGUACGACAUCAGCGCUUAAUGUGAAGAAGAAAUACUGUGACAAAAGAAAUGUGUCGACUGUUGAAGAUUUUAUACAGACGUUUCUAUCACUAGGUGUAUUUGUCACUUUGGCUUUUCUACUUAUAUCCUCACACAUGUAAAAAGUAUUAUUUUUGUUUCUAUAUUUGUUUUAUAUUGAGCUCUAUUUUAUAUAUAUAUACAUAUAUAUUUUAUAUAUCUUUUUUGUAUUUUAUAUUUUUCUAUAAAAUGUCUCUUCUAGCUGAGCCGACCUGUUCCUCUCCUCUAACUCUACUGUCGACUGUAUGUUAACUUCAUUGUAGAUCGAUCGACGACACUGUGAGUUUAAAAGUGAAUAAUUAUAUUUACCUCUUUUUAUUCUCAGUUGAGUUUCUAGAAGGUUUUCUGCCUCCAAUGUGAUCUUGAGUGUCCACAUACUUAUGUCAAUAUAUUGUGUAACAUUACAGAACAUUAUUAUUUCUCUAAGCAAGCAACAACAAUUCAGUUCAUUAUUUUACAGAUUAACCAAUAAAUCGACGACCGACGACAAAACAACUACAAAGUGUGUUUAACAUAUUCGUCUUCAUCAGUUUGACGUUGUUGUUUCCUCACUCUCACUUUGAUGUUGUCUGUUUUUUUUAUUCCACUUGAUUGGUUUUUUACUGCAAUCGCACAAUUUACUCACAUGUGGCUAAUUUCCUUUGUCGUUAAACAAAAGGAGCAGACGAGGGUAAAAGAGGCGGAUGAAGAAAAGCAGACAAACCUCAAGCAAUUAACACUUCGUCCUUUGUGUAACAAGAAGUGAGGAGGAACAGACUUUGAGUCUCAGAGACGAGAACGGCUCAGUUUGUUGAUUUCUCCCAGAGAACAGUUUAUACUGAGUUGGAAUAAAGACGUUAACAUGGAAUCAGUACAAUACAGUCAAGUUCUCUUUGAUAUUGUGUUGCACUGAAACAUAAAUCAUAUACAUAAAACACAACAUAGAUAC
Messenger RNA from Hippoglossus stenolepis (Pacific halibut), 3693 nucleotides. Its product is annotated as oocyte zinc finger protein XlCOF6. Gene Ontology annotation, biological process: regulation of DNA-templated transcription. Gene Ontology annotation, molecular function: RNA polymerase II cis-regulatory region sequence-specific DNA binding; DNA-binding transcription factor activity, RNA polymerase II-specific. The record is from RefSeq and is a predicted model, not a curated record. The coding region runs from base 841 to 2634 and encodes 597 amino acids. NCBI's taxonomy places the organism in Eukaryota, Metazoa, Chordata, Actinopteri, Pleuronectiformes, Pleuronectidae. The transcript is spliced from 5 exons.